Molecule: messenger RNA, 408 nt
Organism: Gongylonema pulchrum
Lineage: Eukaryota; Metazoa; Nematoda; Chromadorea; Rhabditida; Gongylonematidae
Source: the annotation of a GenBank genome assembly
AAUGAAAAUGCAGAAGGGAGCACAGCGGAAAUGGUUUCGCCGAAAGAUUCCGAUACUGGCAUACUUCCAGAAGAAGAUGAGAUCAACGUGGACAAAGAAUAUGAAGAUGACUUGCUAGUAAGGCGCAAUGAUGCCGACCACCAAUCGCAUGUGGUAUAUAUGUUUUGACCAAAAACGCCAGGAGUACAGUUGAACCUAGGCCGGUCAUUCUGUAGUGGUCCAUGGUGGGAUGUGCCAGAAUCAUUGUCAAGGCCCGCAUCAAACGCAGCUGAUGGAAUGAUUUCGAUAGAAACUAUGCCGAAUUUACGCACCGCAAUUGGUGCUACCCCGAAAGACGGCCUUAUAAUAAUCAACAACGGCUGCUUUAAUGACAGUAAAAAUGAUUUUGAGGACAAUCUGGUAAGGUAA